AUGAAUGCUUCAUCGAAAUGCCCCGAUAACAACAAAGAAUAUCCUUCAUCUUUUACUAAUAUCUACAAUCGACUUCAACCAAUAUUGAAAUCAACAAAAAGACUAGGUGUUCACACUGCAUGUCAUAUAAUUUUCGCCGGAUUUGAAUAUACAGGUAAUGGGGAUACAACGCGUUGUAAAGACUGUGGACUUGAGGUAUCUAACUGGACAUUAGAUAUGGAUCCAUUUGCUAUUCAUUCAAAACGUCGACCGGAUUGCCCAUUCGUUUGCAAUAUUAAACUAUCUUCAUUCAAAAAUGUACCUGCUUCUUCCGCUUCGCCAGUAACUACUACUGUUCGAAACACGUCGAUAUUAAAUGAACAAGAAAAUCCUUCUAAACGCCAAAAGGUUGAAACAAUGCAUUUAGAAUCUCUGUCACAUACUUUGCUCGAAACAGUUUCACUUCAACAAGUACGAAGACGCACUUUUUCUCAUUGGUCACAUCGUACUAUUCCAUUAAGUGUACAAAUGAUUGACGCUGGAUUUUUUAAUUGCAAUGUUGGUGAUCGAGUAAUAUGCAUUUAUUGUAAUCUUAUUUGUCAACAAUGGACACCAAAUACAGAUGAUCCACGUGAAGUACAUAAAACACUUUCACCUACUUGUAUAUAUGCCAAAGCAAAACUGAUACAUCCUGUAGCUUCUCCUAUAAUUAUUGUCAAUGAAGGUUCAACAAGUGCAAUUUCUGGCGAUUAUUCACCAACAUCUAAUAAUCUCGGUCCAUUGAGAUCUAAUGAUAUUGUAUUUACAGCUUCAUGUAAUCCAGCUUAUUCAGAUAUAUCAAAACGUCAUGCAUCUUUUGAAACAUGGCCAAAUGAAGGUUUACCACCAGUAAAUGAUCUGGUUCGAGCAGGAUUUUUUUAUACAGGUGCAAAAACUAUUGUUACUUGUUUUUAUUGUAAUGGAUCAUUACAAAACUGGGGUCCAAAUGAUAAUCCAAUGAUUGAACAUGCACGUUGGUUUCCACAAUGUACAUAUGCUCGACAACUAUGUGGUGAGGAAUUAUAUCAUAAAAUUCAAGAAUCUCAACGAGCACCACAAGAACGUGCUAGAACCGUUAAAAUAAACGAAAGAGCAGGUUCUCCUGGUAUUUUUAAUACUAAUCUGACUACGAAUAGUCAACAAUUAUUGAUACUUAAUAAACGUACUUUACUCAAACUUGUUGCUGCUCGAUUAGAUUUGCCAAUGUCACAACGUUUAUUAAAUCAAAAUUUUAAAUUAUCUAUUAUUAAGCGAUGUUGGAAAGAUCAAUUACGAAUAAAACACGAUGAUUUUGCAUCUGACUGUGAUUUGUAUAUUGCUUGUUUAAUUCGUCAAAAACAAAUUGAAUAUAUUGAUGGUAGCGAAGAAAAUAUUAUCAUACCAAAAACACAUGUGCUUGAACAAAUAUCAUUUAUACCUAGUGUAGCUCGAAUAUCAUCAAAUUCUACCAAUGUUGAAAUGACUUCAUUGUUUCAAUCAUUAACAAAUGAGUCUGCAUCUUCUCAAUCUUAUAUUGUUUCCAUUUCAAGACCAGCAACCAUUGGUAACGAAUAUGAAACACAAUCAGCUGAACAAACGAGUACUGGUAAUUAUCAAAACCAAUCAAUUAAUGCAGCGCCACCCGAUCCCUGCGUUCUGUGCCUGAAAGAGGAAAAACGAUUGGCUUGUAUUCCAUGUGGUCACAUGACCACAUGUACCGCAUGUAGUCACUUAUUACGAUCGUGUUCAAUAUGUCGUCGAGAAAUCGAAGCAUUCGUUAGAAUUUAUGUGUAA
Molecule: messenger RNA, 1791 nt
Organism: Rotaria sp. Silwood2
Lineage: Eukaryota; Metazoa; Rotifera; Eurotatoria; Philodinida; Philodinidae
Source: the annotation of a GenBank genome assembly